Molecule: messenger RNA, 1529 nt
Organism: Seriola dumerili (greater amberjack)
Lineage: Eukaryota; Metazoa; Chordata; Actinopteri; Carangiformes; Carangidae
Gene: cunh11orf98
Product: chromosome unknown C11orf98 homolog
Exons: 4
Coding region: 90-473 (127 amino acids)
Source: RefSeq, a predicted model, not a curated record
CGGCAGUACAGAUCCGUCCUUCCUGAAGUGUGUCGGUGAUUUAAAUCGCAGAAGAAGAAGCGUGCGCGUGUCCACGUGAGAGCAGCAGCAUGUCUCCUCCAGGAGGGAAAAUCAACAGACCGAAAACUGAGUUGGGGAAGAAGCUUUUCAAGCGGCGACGAGUCCUGAGUCGAGAGAAGAGGAAGAAACAUCAGAUAGUCGGAGCCGUGGUAGAUCAGGGUCUCAUCACCCUCCAUCACCUGAAGAAGAGAAAGUCGAGUCCGAGAGCGAACAUCACUCUGUCUGGAAAGAAGAAACGGAAGCUGCUCAAGCAGCUGCAGCACAUGCAGCAGGAGAAGGCCGGUAUGGAAGUUGAACCUGCAGCUCCACCUCCCAAGAAACAGGACUCAUCCUCAGCUCCAACCAAGAAGAAGAAGAAGAAGAAGAAAGCAGCUGGAUCGCAGGGGGACGUAGAGAUGGCCGAUAUGGAAUAAAGAGAGGACAGAGUUAUCUGUUGAUGUGAGGCAGUGUCCUGUCUUUUAGUCCAGUGGACAAUUAGGACACAGCUGAUUGUGAAUGGACUGCUCAAAUAUGAUUGACUGGUUUCUGAAGGUAAAGUUGUGAUUUUCACAGUUUGUGUCCAGAGGGAUGAAAAUCUGUCUGCACCUGUUGGAGUCAGUCAAGGUGAGAUUUUAAAAACAAUUCCUGGAACAAAGAGUCUGAGAGUUACAUGGAUGUAUGGAAGCCCAUUUCUGCCAAAAGAAAAAUAAAUAAUGAGAAGAUAAAAAAACAAAUUUAUAAGAUAGGUCAAAUUUAGUCUUUUUAUCCUAUAAUUUUGGUUUGGAACUAAUUAUUUUGACAUAUUAAUAGAUAUUAUUUCAUAAUGUCGACUUUUUAAGUGAGGCAGAAAAUGACCGACAUCUUUUGAGGUGCUCAACAUGAAAAGUUGUUUUGUGCAUAAAUCUGCACCAAUCUGAAAAUGAAUGAGUGGAAAAUGUUCCAUUUCUCCAGAAGCAAACCUGCCUGUGGUGUCAGAGCAGAAUCAGCUGUUCACUCCAGAGAUCUGCUCAGAGCUAUGGAUUUUUUUUUAACUGCGGAUGUUUAGAGUUAAAGUUUGGGAAUCAGCAAGUUCCUGGCAGACUUGUGCUUCCAUACAGACAUUUGUUGGCAUAAUGAUGACUUUAUGUGAAAGUCGUCACUCACAGAGUUGUGCAUGUCAUGCUUCCUGCAGAUAUAGAUUUGAAAACUUUAUUUUUGACUUUGUGAAGCUCAGACUUUUCACCUAGGACAUCAAAAUGUUAUCACACUUCUGUUCAUCAAUCACAAAUGUUACUUAUAUCUCAUUACUAUUAUUAUUUUUCAGCAUAUAUAUCUUUUUUUUCUUGGCUGAAACAGGCUUCCGUACAUUUGAAACAUAGUCAAACCUUUGACCUAAUAUUUCAUCAUUUUGACUUGUGUCAUAUUUGUUCUAUUCUUGGCGUUAAUGAGCUUCUAUAUGUGUCACACCUGCAGGGCUUUAAUAAAGUAAAGUAUUUAUCUCUGGUUUAAAA